This is a messenger RNA of Daphnia pulicaria, 1415 nucleotides long. RefSeq names its product acylpyruvase FAHD1, mitochondrial-like. Gene Ontology annotation, cellular component: mitochondrion. Lineage: Eukaryota; Metazoa; Arthropoda; Branchiopoda; Diplostraca; Daphniidae. Bases 635 to 1288 code for a protein of 217 amino acids. Gene Ontology annotation, molecular function: acetylpyruvate hydrolase activity. The transcript is spliced from 5 exons. The record is from RefSeq and is a predicted model, not a curated record.
CGAAUCAAUAAUGCGCUCCCGCCAUUAAAUGUAUUGAGCCAGCGUUUGAACCAUGGUUUGAACUAUGGAAAGCAAUAUUUUUGUAUUGUAGAUUCUUUACGUUGAUUUAUUCCUGAUUGAUCAAAUUUUCACGUUAUUAUGUCUUACAAGCCGAUGCUGAAAUGGUUCAUCGUCGGUGUAAUUGGAGAAGAUGUUAGAAAUAUCAAAUGGCCUUUUAUCGACCUUUAUGACUUUGAAAGUCAUCUUCACCUUCAAAUGUGUACGGCCAUGGUUACCAUCACGUAAAAAAUGAAUAACGGGAUGACGGGUCACUUAGUGAUCGGUGAUCCAUAGCUAUAUUCCUAAAAAUCAUGCUUAAUUAAAGGAGGAAAUCAUGUUACAAGCCUGUUUGUUAUCGUCUUACGUCAGCUGAUUUGGCAGCUCACCAUUAGCUGGUAGAGCGACUGUAAUUUUUAGAAAAAAAAUCGUCUAGUUUCUGUUUGUCCAGUUUCAAAACCCGAGGUAACUAUUUAGUAUUUACCGAAAAAUUCAGUUGGUUAAAAUGGACUUUGUCUCGUGAAAUAGUUUUCGUAGCUGCUGCUAAGCUUGCUUACAAUGCAGUUAAAACGUAUAUUCGUAUUGAUAUGCACGUACGAUGGCGUCUGCUCAUCUCUCCAGAUUUGUAGAUUUCGGUCGGAAAAUUAUUUGUGUUGGCCGUAAUUACAGUGAGCAUGCUAUUGAAUUAGGAAAUGCUAUACCUGAAAGGCCACUUCUUUUUUUAAAACCCACUUCUUCCUAUGUUGAAGAAGGAAGCCCAAUAAAGAUACCUGCAGGUUGCUCAUCUCUUCAUCAUGAAAUUGAACUGGGUGUGGUUAUCAAAUCCAAAUGCUCAAAAGUCAAACCUGAAGAUGUCAUGAUCCAUGUUGGAGGAUUUUGUUUGGCACUGGAUAUGACUGCAAGAGACUUCCAAGAUGAAGCAAAGAAAAAAGGCCAUCCUUGGACACUUGCAAAAGGAUUUGAUACUUCAUGCCCUGUAAGUGCCUUUAUUCCAAGUGAGAAAAUUAUGGAUCCUCAUAACAUAGAACUGUGGUGCUCAGUUAAUGGAGUUGCCAGGCAACGGGGUUCAACAAAAGACAUGAUCUUUAAUGUCCCUACAUUACUUAGUUACAUUUCCACUUAUUUCACAUUGGAACCCGGUGAUGUGGUCCUUACAGGUACUCCUUCUGGUGUGGGUCCAGUCAAAGUUGGGGAUGUAAUAGAGGGUGGAAUCACUGAUGUUUUGACCAUGAAAUUUAUGGUAGAAAAAUAAUAAGCUAACACUCAAUAAGUUUGCAUUUGAAUGUUAGAAAAUGAUUCAGAAGACAGUUACAUAAUUUCUUUAACAUCAAUAGUUGUGUAUGGAUUUUCAUUCAAUAAAAUUAAGAAAAUCUAAAUAA